GAUGCAGAUGAAGGACUUUGACCCAGAGUGGAGAAGUUUCACACAGACUCAGAGAAAAUAUGAGGAAAAGUUCAGAAAAGUUCAGAUUUGACUCAAAUAUUGGAACAAAAGGACAAAAACUAAAGCGGAAUGGAUCCAUGAAGGUGGUCCUGGUCUUCCAUCACUGGGGGAUCAUCAGCUGGAUCUGAGUCCUUCUCCCACGCGCCUCUGACGCAUUUUCCAUCACCGGUAUAAAUGCGCAUCCUCCUCCUCGGUCCGCAGCCCAGACCCGCACUCCAGACCCGCUGUGUGUGCGCGCGGCUCCGUGCGUCUCCGACAGCCCGCUAUGCGCUCCGCGAGGCGCGCCGGUGUGCGCCGCACCUGCCGCCCCCCGUCCAACUGAAGCCCCGGACCCAGCGGAACCAUGGAGGACUCCAACAACACCACGGCCUGGGCCCAGUUCGACAGCCCGUCCGGUAGACCCCCCCGGGCCGGUGCCGGUGCCGGUUCCGAGGAGGAGCAGGUGGAGCUCGGUUACCAGGUGCUCACGUCCUUCCUGCUCGGCGCGCUCAUCCUGUGCGCAAUCUUCGGGAACGCGUGCGUCGUGGCGGCCAUCGCCUUGGAGAGGUCCCUCCAGAACGUGGCCAACUACCUGAUCGGCUCCCUGGCCGUCACGGACCUCAUGGUGUCGGUGCUGGUGCUGCCCAUGGCCGCCCUCUACCAGGUUCUGAACCGCUGGACUCUGGGACAGGUUCCGUGCGACAUCUUCGUGUCCCUGGACGUGUUGUGCUGCACCUCGUCCAUCCUGCACCUGUGCGCCAUCGCCCUGGACCGGUACUGGGCCAUCACCGAACCCAUAGACUACAUGAAGAAGCGGACCCCCCGCAGAGCCGCGGUCCUCAUCAGUGUCACCUGGCUGGUGGGCUUCUCCAUCUCCGUGCCGCCCAUGCUCAUCAUGCGCUCUCAGCCCAGGAGCGUGGCCGAGGACCGCGCCAACCCCACGCAGUGCCAGAUCAGCACGGACCCCUGGUACACCAUCUACUCCACCUUCGGGGCCUUCUACAUCCCCCUGACCCUCAUGCUGGUUCUGUACGGCCGGAUCUUCAAAGCGGCCCGGUUCCGGAUCAGGAGGACUGUGCGUAAAACGGAGAAAAAGAAAGUUUCGGACUCGUGCUUGGCUCUGUCCCCGGCUCUGUUCCACAAAAAGCCCACGGCGGAGGCGCACGGGAAGAGCUGGAGGCGCACCGCGGAGCCGCGCGUGCUGCCGCUGAGCGUCAACGGCGCCGUGAAGCACGCGGAGGACGGAGAGUCCCUGGAGAUCAUCGAAGUGCACGGCGGCUCCAGGGGGAACCUGCCGCUGCCCGACACCCCCGGCUCCGCUCCGCUGUUCCAGAACCGGCACGAGAAGGCGACGGAGGCCAAGAGGAAGAUAGCGUUGGCCCGCGAGCGCAAGACGGUGAAGACCCUGGGCAUCAUCAUGGGCACCUUCAUCCUGUGCUGGCUGCCCUUCUUCAUCGUGGCCCUGGUCAAACCCUUCUGCCCGGACUCCCGCUUCAUGCCCCGGUGGCUGGAGGACGUCAUCAACUGGCUGGGCUACUCCAACUCCCUGCUCAACCCCAUCAUCUACGCGUACUUCAACAAGGACUUCCAGAGCGCCUUCAACAAGAUCAUCAAGUGUCACUUCUGCAGACCGAGACCCGGGUCCGAGCCGAACCGAGCCGGAUUCAACCUGGAGGAGAACAGGACUCACCCCGGACCCGUCCAUCAGCUCCAUCCACCCGUGUCUGGUCCUGGUCCUGGUCCUGGUUCUGGACUCUGUAGUCUAUGCAUAGAAACAACUGUGAUGUUUGACUGAAGCUCCGUUUGUUCAUCCUGUAAAAAACAAACAAA
This is a messenger RNA of Sphaeramia orbicularis (orbiculate cardinalfish), 1869 nucleotides long. RefSeq names its product 5-hydroxytryptamine receptor 1A-beta-like. Gene Ontology annotation, molecular function: G protein-coupled serotonin receptor activity. The record is from RefSeq and is a predicted model, not a curated record. Gene Ontology annotation, cellular component: plasma membrane. Gene Ontology annotation, biological process: regulation of behavior; regulation of vasoconstriction; adenylate cyclase-activating adrenergic receptor signaling pathway. NCBI's taxonomy places the organism in Eukaryota, Metazoa, Chordata, Actinopteri, Kurtiformes, Apogonidae. Bases 404 to 1834 code for a protein of 476 amino acids. The transcript is spliced from 2 exons.